Messenger RNA from Lineus longissimus, 1630 nucleotides. RefSeq lists its product as uncharacterized. The transcript is spliced from 4 exons. Gene Ontology annotation, cellular component: membrane. The coding region runs from base 230 to 703 and encodes 157 amino acids. Lineage: Eukaryota; Metazoa; Nemertea; Pilidiophora; Heteronemertea; Lineidae. The record is from RefSeq and is a predicted model, not a curated record.
AAAUCUUCGAUACCUUCGAGUCAUUACAAGACACAAGCCAAGGUAGAAAGUUGCAAACUUUCGACCUUUUCGAGAAAGGCCAAAUUUGACAUCCAUAAGGCAGAUAAAUCCCAAACCGGAGUUAACCAGUUGCGAGAUUACAUUAGUCCCCAAAAAAGAGUUCGAGUUUGAAGCCGGAAGAAUCCGAAGUUUCUUAUCCUUAUCUGAACUCGACUUUUCAGAAGAUAAAAUGGCGCGAGGAGACGGAACAGGGAAGGGAGUUAAUGUCGAUAAAGGCUUCUUGCUGCCCAAUGGAGUCCUGAAAAUCAUUGAAGUGGUUAUCAACAUCGCCGUAAUGGCAUGCAUCGGCACCGUGUGGGGCGGCGACCUCCAAUUCGUCAUGGCCAUCGCCGUCAUCUACUUCUUAUGGACGCUGCUGAUGUUCUUUUGUUUUCUCUUCUGCGUCCCAGACAUGAUUGGCGGGAAAAAACCGUGGAACAUUGCUGAUCUUGUCCACGAUGUUUUGGCAGUGUUUGGUUAUUUCGUCUGCUUCAUCAUCGGCUGUGUGUGGGCAGGAAACGCGAGAUAUCAUGUAUUUUGGUAUUUUUUCUCUAGCAACCUGAUUGCCCUUGCAAUAUUUACUUUCUUGAACCUUGUGGCAUAUAUCAUCAGCUUAGUGUUCUGCGUGUUGGAGAUGCAGGGGAAGCCGGUUGGUGGAAAGUAAACACGUGACCGACGUAACCAAGGCAACAUUGGAUACCUCAGACACUAGCUAGAAAACAUUUUAAAGUGCGAUUUUUACAUAGCUUACAAUAUAAGGUAAAGAGGCUAAUAAGGAUAACCAGUGCUUCGAAUGAGAUCUUAUGUAUAUACCUGUUUACGUGACCGGCUGGAGGCAGUAGGGUGCAGCAUCAUAAACCCUUUCCGCUGAGAUACUUUUUUUCGUGAGAUCGUUUUUUGGCGGGAGAUACUUUAAAUCACAGUUGCUGUAACUUGUGUUUCAGCAUGGCCGGCUGAAAUCGCACAUUCGAUAAAUUUGUAGUAUAUUUUCCUAUGUUCUUUCAUUCAAAAUAUGUGAAUUUCAUGUUGUUCUGAUAGUCCUUUAAAGUUCGGUAGCCUUUUUUGGGGGGUUGUCAAAAUUUGACAACACUUGACUUCAUUGCCAAGAUUCUCGCAAGCUGCUGCUUCUGCCCAGCUCAGACAACUGGGCCUACAAAUUUGAAGAAAAUCACCAUCUCGCUGUGAAAGACCCGCUCAGUGGUGGCGCGAUGGACUUGGAUGCAGGCGGUCCGAGUUCGACUCCCAUGUGAACUCGAAGCACCUCUUCUUAUUUUCUUCGUUUUCUUGAGGCGCUGGGCCAAUCUGGAGGAUAAUUCGAAUCGGCUGCUGGAAGGUCGUUUUCUGCUUUCAAAGCUUGAAAUGUAUGGCUUCGUGAUGAUUCCAUCACGUCACUGUCAGCGGUACGGCACAUAUUAAAGGGUAGUCAGUACGAUAGCUGUCUCAUUAUUAACAUCUGUCAGGGGUAGUAUAGGCUGACAGUCUGCGCGGUCAACCAAAUAGCAAGCAACUCUCGAUACAUCUAAGGCCUAGGUCUCUAUUCCAUAAAUCCAUGAUUUAACAAUAUGAUGGUACAUGUACCUUGAUUCCAAGA